Molecule: messenger RNA, 939 nt
Organism: Solea solea (common sole)
Lineage: Eukaryota; Metazoa; Chordata; Actinopteri; Pleuronectiformes; Soleidae
Product: E3 ubiquitin-protein ligase TRIM21-like
Exons: 2
Coding region: 1-543 (180 amino acids)
Molecular function (GO): protein binding
Source: RefSeq, a predicted model, not a curated record
AUGGUGCAUUUUAAGUUGAGUGAUCCUGAUACAGCAUAUCCCAGGCUCAUCCUGUCUGAUGAUGGAAAACAAGUCACAUAUGGUGACGUGAUGAAGAACAUUCCUGACAACCCAAAGAGAUUUUCCUCUUAUCCAAAUGUCUUAGGAAAGCAAAGUUUCUCCUCAGGCAAAUUUUACUUUGAGGUUCAGGUCAAAGGAAAAACCGAGUGGGAUUCAGGAGUCGCCAGAACAUCAGUCAACAGGAAGGGAACGAUCAUACUGAGCCCCAAGGAUGGAUUCUGGACGAUUUGGUUGAGAAAGGUUAAUAAAUCUCUUCUUGGACCUGCGGGCUGCUUCUCUCUGAGGCCUCAGCCCGAGAAGGUGGGUGUGUUUGUGGAUUAUGACGAGGGUGUGGUCUCCUUUCAUGACGUAGGUACUGCAGCUCUGAUCUUCUCCCUUACUGGCUGCAACUUCACUGACAACCUCCACCCCAUCUUCAAUCCCUCCAUGCAAAAUGAAAACUCUGUCCCUCUGAUCAUCUGUCCUGUCAAUCAAACUACCUGACAUCAACCUCGAAAAGCCUUGUUUUCACAGAGUGGAACUGUUCAGUUUGAUAUUUCUUUGCGUUUCCUCUCGGAACAGAAUCAAAAAAACCAGCACCCUUCCCUUGGGGUACCAGAGUAAAAUGGUAUGGUACGGAGCCAGUCUAGCUCCACCCAUGACAGUUAGCUGCUGGAUAUCCUCCAUUGUUGUCUGCUGUGACGUGCUCCAUGUCGUUGUUCGUUGUCAACGCACCGGUACAACGUCACACAAUGCAGCCAUCGGGCACAGUCCACCACCCGCCUACCAAAUAAAGAUACUGUUCUCAGUCGAAACGCAAGUCUAUCCCAGGACUUUACCAUUCCAAACCGAACUGUACCAUAAUUGAAACACAGCAUAUCAGAUGAUCACAUUACCUUU